Messenger RNA from Vicia villosa (hairy vetch), 1374 nucleotides. RefSeq lists its product as uncharacterized. NCBI's taxonomy places the organism in Eukaryota, Viridiplantae, Streptophyta, Magnoliopsida, Fabales, Fabaceae. The record is from RefSeq and is a predicted model, not a curated record. The coding region runs from base 1 to 1374 and encodes 457 amino acids. The transcript has 4 exons.
AUGACGAAGAGAGCUUUCGGCCGGUUGAAGAAGAAGACAUCGAAGAAAGCGAAGCAUUCUAAGCAAGUGAAUGGAGUUCCUAAAGCUAGUCAAUCGAAACCUUUAGUUCAACCUAACAUUCAUGAAGAAGAAGUCGAAGCAUCAGAAGCUGGGAAGAAUAAGCAACUCUUCAAUGUUGUGUUCCACUAUGGAGGGGAAUUUGUGAGCCUCAAUGACGGGGUUAUGAUUUAUAGGGGCGGUGUCACGACUGUAGUUACUAACAUCAACAUCUCUACGUUUACAAUGAUUAAGAGGGAUGAUGAUUGUUACGAUUUUGAAGCAUAUGCUAAUGCCAACAAGGUUGAUGGGGAAAUGUUUGUAGAGCAUGAAGUAAUAGAUGUGUCUCUGACAGUGAGAAGUCUUAGGUGUGUGAACGAGGUAGUCCAGAUGGAUAAAUGUGAUGAAGAUGGAGUAGAAGGUUUGGGGGACAGUGAAGAUGAACGUGCCACUGCUUUGCUUGAUGGGUUUGAAGGUAUUGAUGUCACUAUACCUGUUAAUGAAGCACCAUCACUAUCUGGAUUUAUGAGAGGUUCAAAAAAGAAAAAAUUAGAAGAUGAAGAUGAAGAUGUGUAUGUUAGUGAUGACUUGGAUAGCUCAAAUCCUGAUAUGUCAGAUGAUGACAAGUUGCCAAAGUUUGAAAAGUUUAGGAAAAAGCAUUUCAACAAGAAUUUUAAAUUUCAGUGGGGUAUGGAAUUCAAUUAUCUUGAUGACUUUAGAGAAGCAAUACGUGAGUGGUCAGUUUUGAAUGGUAGGGAAAUUACCUUUGUGAAAAACGAGAGCUACAGGGCUGUGGUAAAGAAGAUGCAAACAUCUGAGAGUGUAAGGAUCUGUGAUAUAAUUCAAGACAUGAGGCAAAAAAAUUCUGUGAGAAUUACUGUAGGUAAGGCAUGGAAGGCAAAACUCAUAGCAAAGAGGAUUAUAGAGGGAGAUGCAGAUAAACAAUAUGCUAACUUGAGAAGGUAUGCAGCUGAGUUACAUAUGAUUAAUCCAGGAAACACUUUAAGUAUCACUGUUAGCAGGCCUAAUCCUUCCAUACAACCCAAAUUUGGGUCUUUCUACUUUUGCUUUGAUGGUUGCAAAAAGGGUUUCAUUAAUGGUUGCAGACUCUUUGUUGGAGUAGAUGGUUGUCAUCUAAAAACUAAAUAUGGGGGUCAAUUACUUAUUGUUGUGGGUAGGGACCCCAAUGACCAGUACUUUCCUCUAGAAUUUGGGGUGGUUGAGACGGAAACUAGGGACAGUUGGAAGUGGUUUAUUGACUUGCUUAUGGGAGACAUCGGGGAAGACAGGAGAUAUGUGUUUAUCUCGGAUCAACAAAAGGUCAUUCUUAUUACUUGA